Molecule: messenger RNA, 1359 nt
Organism: Thalassophryne amazonica
Lineage: Eukaryota; Metazoa; Chordata; Actinopteri; Batrachoidiformes; Batrachoididae
Product: probable G-protein coupled receptor 21
Exons: 1
Coding region: 5-1063 (352 amino acids)
Biological process (GO): G protein-coupled receptor signaling pathway
Cellular component (GO): membrane
Molecular function (GO): G protein-coupled receptor activity
Source: RefSeq, a predicted model, not a curated record
AAAGAUGAACUCUUCCACCAAUGCUAGCUACAGUGGCUCCUCCGAGUUCUGCCUGCUGGGUGCUGUGAGUUACUACCAUAGCCUGGACACCUGCAUACUGGAGGUGGUCAUGAUCAUCUUCCUCACUGUGCUCAUCAUCACUGGCAACCUGGUGGUGAUCUCUGUCUUCCACUGUGCCCCGCUGCUGCACCACCACACCACCAGCAUCUUCAUCCAAACCAUGGCCUACGCUGACCUGCUCGUGGGCGUUAGCUGCCUGGUGCCCUCGCUGUCCCUCCUGCAUUACCUCCGAGGACUGAACGAGGAGCUCACCUGCAAGGCUUUUGGCUACAUAGUUUCUGUGCUAAAGAGCGUCUCUAUGGCCUCACUUGCAUGCAUCAGUGUUGACCGCUACAUCGCCAUCAUUCGCCCGCUGUCUUACACCACGUUGGUAACUCGAUGUCGGCUGAGAGUGUGCAUAGUUCUUAUCUGGAUUUACUCUACUCUGAUCUUCUUGCCAUCCUUCUUCGGCUGGGGAAAGCCCGGAUACCAUGGCGACAUAUUUAGGUGGUGUGCAAUGUCUUGGCAAACCAACCCGGGGUUCAGUACAUUCAUUGUGGCGCUUCUCUAUGCUCCAGCGGCACUCAUAGUCUGCUUUACUUACGGAAAUAUAUUCUGGAUCUGCCGUCAACACCUGAGGGAAAUCGCUCAGCGCCACGCACGCUUCAGCGCGCAAAUACAAGGUGACAGAUGCGAGCGAGGGGAACGGUGCGAGAACUGUCCUGACAAACGUUACGCCAUGGUGCUUUUCCGUAUCACCAGUGUCUUCUAUGUGCUGUGGAUGCCCUACAUCCUCUACUUCUUGUUGGAGAGCUCUGGGCUGUACCACCAUAUGGUGGCUUCCUUCUUCACAACUUGGUUGGCGAUUAGCAACAGCUUCUGUAACUGCCUCAUCUACAGCCUGUCCAACAGCGUCUUUCGGAAGGGUCUCAGCCGCCUCAUCAGCCCGCUGGUUCCUUCUUGCCCCAGCUGCACUGAUGCUAAAAAGACUCCAGAUCCCAUCAGCUCACGACUGGACCAUUGAUGCCAAGCCUGGAAGAUGAAGGGCUCUUUUGGAGACAAAGGCCUGUGAGAAUGUUCUGCUCUUAGCUGCGUGUGACUGGUUGUUUUUUGGGCUCCUCAUUGAGGUGCAUCGUCUACUCCUUCUGCGCAGCGUGGAGUUGUCCCCUCAGAUGGUUAUCCAUCCUACCGGAGCCUGAUUCUUCAGCUUCAAAGUUACCUCCUAACUUUCAGGUCUGAGUGAAGCUGUUGGAUAAGGAGUGGAUGAGAAGUGCAAACUGAAGGAACAAUGUUCAUGUUUGUCCGUUCAGAGCGUCUAAU